AUGACCACCCUCCCACCGCUGGACACUACCCCGCAGCGGCAGCCGCUCUCCCCGCCGCUCUCCUCGCCGCUCCUCACCCCGUCGGCCGUCCUCCCCGUCCUCCUCCCGCAUGCUCGCACCCAGCUCGCUGACGAGGCCGACGAACACGCAGCGUCCGCUGGCCAGGGCCCACUCCCGGUCCCGCCCUCCCAUCCGGGGCCCUCGCACCCGCCGCUCCCGGCUCACCGCCGCAGGUUCAAAGCCUCGCGCAACAUGGCUGUCAUCACUGCUCUUGUCGAGCGCGAGGCUGCCCGCGAACGCGCCAGCUGGCCGUCCAAGCCAGCCGGACCGGGCCACUCGGGCGUGACCGCCGCCCCCGCCCCGCCUCCUGCGCUCCCGCCCCCAAAGUCGCGCAUUCCGGAAGAGUUCCACCUCUACUCGCCGGUCGAGGACGAGAUCAACGCUCUUGGUACCUCCAUUCUGGCCUUCCCCACUUCAGCGCCGUCGUCGCGGGCUGAAGUCCUCCACCUCACCUCGGUCCUGGACGCUAUGCUCGACCGGCUCCCAAACACAGCAGCAGCCGACCGCCCUCCCUCGGAAGUGUACGCCGAGAUGGAGGUGUGGGACAUUGUCUUCUCCGAAAUCGUCCGCCAGGUCCACGUCCACUGCGCCGAACGCGGCGUCCUCCUCGAGCGCGUUCGCAACCGCUACGUCUCUCUCUUCACAGGCACCUCGUCGCUCCACGCCGCCCUCGAGACCGAGGUCGCCGACCUCCGCAACCGCAAUGUUGCCCUCGCCGCCGCUCACGCUGCGCUCGUCUCUGGAGAGGCCGCCCGCGACGCCGCCCGUGCAGCAAAGUACGCCGCUCUCGAAGAGGCCAAAGAGGCCGAGCUCAUGCGCACCGAGCUGGCCCUGGCUACUGAGCGCGAGGCCGCUCUCGCGCUUCGCGCCCGGGUCGAAGCCGCUGAAACCUCCCUCGUCCGCAUCACUACCACAGAGCCUCCCGAGCUCCGCGCCCUCCGCGCCCAGCUCGCCACGCUCGAGGCCGAGCGCGAUGCAAACUUCGACGCGGUUCAGGCCGCCCGUGAAGCUCUCAACAAGCUCAAAGACGAGCUCGCAGAUGCCACCGCCCAGCUCGCCGCUGCCGCCGCCGUCAGAGACUCGGCCACCUCCGUGUCUGUCCAGACAGAGGCCGGCUACGUCGACUUUCGCACCCAGCUGCUCUCCGAAGACGACGCCGAAGAGCUCCGCUCUCACAUCGCCCGCCUCGUCGCGGACAAAGAAGAGUUUGCCCGUCAGCGCAUCCUUUGCGAGAAGGCCGCAGCUUCCGCCGACCCCUCGCGCGCCGGCACGCCCGCCGCAGUUCUCAACGAGGAGCUCGCCGCCCGUGUCGAGGCCAUCAACGAGUCCAAAGCGUUCUACCGGCGCACCUUUGACUCGCUCGAGGUCCUCGGUGAGUUUGCCGCACGCGCACGCGCGCGCACCGUCGAGAUGGACAAGCCCAUGGGCGCCCAGGUUGUUCUUCCGCCCGUCGACGACGUCGAUCACGACGCCAUCUUGGUCAAGGGCCUCGUCCAGAACGACGACAACUGGCUGCAGCUCUUCGAGCUCGCCCGCUUUGAAGACGUCGACAACAUGGAUGAGUACAUUGUCCAGAAACUGCGCGCCGUCGCCCGCAGGGUCCGCGAAGCCGUCGCCUACGGCGACGGUGAGUCGCCCGAAGACGCCGCCGCCGCCGACAUCCUCGGCCCGGAAGGCCCCACGCUCCCUCGGACAGAGUCACUCAAGGACCGCUACCUCUCGCGCCACGCCUCACUCCCACAAGUCGAGACCUCCACUUCCGUGGCUGUCCAGACCCCGCCCGAGAUGCUUAUGUCGGGCAUGGGCGCCAUCCUUGCCGCCUCAUCGUCGACAGCUUCGCUCCACCCAGCUGCCUCGUCGGGCAUGCUGACCACAUCCGUCUCCACCGCUGUCCAGUGUUCGCUCAUCGCCGCCGAGGACGUCGCCUUUGACAGCGACCACCACGCCCCGCCCCCGCGUCUCCGCAGAGACUUUUCCUUUGCCACCCGCCAGCCGUCAGGCCUCGAACUUGUGCGUGACGCCGCCACCUCUUCGUCGAACACCCACCUCGCCGCAUCGUCGUCGCGCGAUCUGCCCCGCUUCGCCCGAUCCGCCCCAGCCUCGCCCGCCCCUCCGCCGCAGCUCCAACGUGCUGCCUCGGGCGACACCACCAUUCACUCGUGGCACGACGACGACGACGACCAGCUGCCGGCCAAGAUGACCCAGGCCACCGACGAGCUCGUCGCCACUCUGACGUCCUCAAUCAUUCCCAGCCUCGCCCAGCUGGCCGAGUCCAAGCCUCCACCACAGCCCGCGACAGCUGCCACGCCUCUAUCACCUGAGACAUUGCCCGAGACAUCGCCCGAGACAUCGCCGGCAUCGGGCAAUGACUCGACACCGCCGUCAAGCCGCAUGCAGCUUGCGGAAGACCCAGACGCAUACGCCGCAGCUGCCGAGUCGGUCGUCUCAUCGGCCCAUGCACUACUGACUUCGACGGCGGCCACCGACGUCCGCCAGCUCGGUGACGCCCAGGUUCAUGCCCUCCGUGCCAAGGUUGCCAAGGUCUCGUCGCUCGCAGUCCGCGUCCAGCAGUCGGUCUCCGGCGCAGACGCAGUCGGUCUUCGCCCCUCGGCCUCACUUGCUGUUCCUUCGACCACCCGCCGAGCGUCAAUGGUCGAACCCGGCUCGCCCACUCACCCCGCGCUCGAUCCGCAGCCGCGGCGGUCAAAGUCGCGGACGAGGCUCCGCCGCUCCCGCGGUAGCUCGGACACCAAGGCCUCUUCAAGCGGCUCGCGCAAGUCGCCGGCCCAGCAGCGGCUCGACGCUCGCAUGGCGCGGUAUGACAUUGAGACCGCCGACGUAGCCGUCCUCGCCAAGCCAGCCACCCGUCAGCGCGAGACCCAGACCCGCCGCCUCUCCACAUCAUCGGCAUUGGCGUCGGACAGCGACGCGUCGCUGGCUAGCGACGGCCGCGACUCGACCACGCCGUCCACUGCCAAGUCGGCCGGUAGGAGCCGGACCGUCAACAAGAAGCGGAUGCUCGGUCUCGCACGCGACAUGGCAACCCAGACGCCGUCUGGCGGCGGCAAGCCCGACAGUGUCUCAGUCUCGGUCCAGUGCCACAUCGAGUCUUGGCUCGAGGAAAAGCAGAUGAUUGCCGACGACAAGGCCAAGGCAGCGGCCAAGGCUACGGCCGCUGAAGCAGCAACAGCAGCCGCUGUCGGCUCGCCGACGAGCUCGCCCCGCCGUGGCUCGAUCCGCGGCGGGAAUCGCCGCCGCAGAGGCUCGGGUGCCAGCGUCGCCCGCCGCAAGCCCCGGUCCGGGCCAGACGCCGACUCGGCCGCCCGCCGCGCCACCGUCGACGUCGGCGUCCAGUGGGAGCACCCCAACCCGGACGAGGAGGUCAACGAAAAGUCGUUUAAGACCCGGGUCACAGAGUACCUUGCCGACCACCAGAUCAGCAAGGCGGUCCGUCUUGCCGGUGAAGCCGACGACGACGACGACGAUGACGACGACGACGACGCCCUCGCCGCUCAGCUCGAGUCGCUCAAUCCGCUCUCAGUGCUCGCCGAGACCGAAGCCGUCGAGAUGGACACGUCCGUGGAGGAUUCGUCCGCCUCAAGCCAGCCCCUGUCCACUGCCGCCGCUGCGCAUCCGCCGCAAUCGCCGCGCGGUGACGCCGGCGAUCAGGGCACCCCGUCAAGCCGACGCAAGCGACGCCGUCGCAGGUCACCCAAUCCCGAAGCCGCCACAGAAUCGCCGGCCGCCGACAGCGAGACUGCCGCCUCGCCGCAGACCCCGCGCGAGCAGCCACGCCAUUCCCGUCGCAAGUCUGGCGCCUCCCCGUGGGCGCGGGUUGCGAGCCGGCUAUCGCCGCUCAAGUCCAAGACGGCGCGCAAGCGGCUGCGGCGGUUCCGAGCCCGCAACCGGAUGCUUGUGGAGAUUUUCGCGCAGAACCUCAACCAGACGCCCAAACAUCUGCACUGGCUCCUGCGAAUUGUGCGCAAGGUGUACGCCGACAAGGCUGUUGCGGACGCGCUGCUGGACAAGGCGUCGCUGCCGCACGCCACGCUGCCCGAGUUUGUGUACCGGUUCCUCAAGUCCAAGUACGGAACGUCGACGCUGGUCUCGCGCAAUCUGGGCGCAGUCAUUGUCACGGCGCAGCACUUUCGCAAGGGUAACCUCGAGAUCGACACCUUUGCUAAGUUUAUGGAAGAGGUGUGGUCGGUCAAGGCGCUGGACAAGUACCUGGAGGCGCGGCAGCUCGCCGUGGAGCUCCAGGUCGGCAUCGCCUACUUUCGCCCCUCGCAGCGGACGUCCGGUAAGCAGUAUGUGUGUCUGCUGCGGGCACGCGCAGUCGCUGAGCGGGUUCUGGGUGAGCGGUCAGCUGCGGCGGCUGCCCCAUUCUGGGCGCGGGUCGAGGCGCGGGCGCGGGAGGCCACCGAGGAUGACAUUGCCGUCACGCGGUCUUCUACCUGGCUCGCGCACAACCGCGGCAUCCCGGCGAGCUACGUCUUUCGCAAGGUCCGGCUCCACGAGUUCCUCUUUAUGCUUGUGGAGGAGUUUAUUCUCCUUGUCUCGGCCUUUCGCAAGCGGGUGCCGGAAGCCUUCCACGCCUUUGCCAACGUUCACUCGGCUGCCAACGCGCUGCCGGGCACCGUGUCGCGGGCGCAGUUUGGGGCAGUGCUCGACGAGCUCGGAGUGCGUGCAGCAGUGACUGCGGCUCCCGGGGGCUCGAGUCGGCUUGGGCUGAUGCGCUGCUGCACUCUGACACGGCACGACAGAGCCUGGUUGACGUCAAGGGCUUCCGCGCCAUGUGCCACGGCCUGGCUGACGUCCAGGCUGCAUGGUGCUACUCGUUUGUUCCGGUCUACCGCAACGUCCACGCCGAGCUGGUCACCAAAAAGGCGCAAAGCCAGCUGCUCAAGGUCGUCCACAAGCACUGGCGGUUCUUCAACGUGCUGUUUGAGGAGUACUGUCCGCAGCUCAAGUUCCACGCCCGGACCCGGCAAGGGUACUCGACGCUUCAGGAGCUGCGCUCGCUGCUGGCGACGGCUCUUGAGUCGGGCGAGAUUGAGGGCGCGCGGGCCGCAAUCCUGUAUCGCAAGCUGCUCUACGUCUCGAUGGCGCAGCUUGUCGACUUGCACCAGUCGCUGACGGCGUCGAUGGAGGACGCCGCGCGAGUUGACAUCGAGCUCGACUUUAUGGAAAACGUGGUACUCGAUCUAGUCAAGCGGCAUCAGGCCAUGUCGUGGCGCGGCACAACCGCAGCCGAGACGGCGCUCCGCUCGCCGCUGGUCCGCGGCGAGACCGAGGCUAUCCUUCACUUUGCAUCCAGCUCCGAGGCGGCAACGCCAGCCAAGCCAGCCGCCGGGGCGCUGCAAGCUGAGCUCGCGCGUCGGCAGGCAGCCCGCGCCGCCGCCACCGGUGACUCGCCGGCUUCGGUCGAAGCGUCGCUGUCGAGGAGCGAUGUGCUGUCGUGUGACGACUCGGGCCUGCUCAACGUCUCUUCGGCAUCAGUCCUCGCCUCGGACGCGCUGCGUAUCAUGUCGCCGUCAGCCGGCGAUCUCUCCGGCUAUGUUUAGCUCGCUAGCCGGACCACAGCAGCUGGCUGGGCAAAAAUGCCACAGUUGACAUUGGCGCGAAAGUACUGCUUGCCAUCAACAACGCCAUGGUGCCGGCCGCGCGGCUCAUCGAGCGCCAGGCCAACCCAGACGCCGUCAGCAAACAGCGGGCGGCCGACAUACCUCACCGUCGCCUUGUUGCCCUUGUAAACCACUCGAUCUCCGA
Thecamonas trahens ATCC 50062 is the source of this 5829-nucleotide messenger RNA. RefSeq lists its product as uncharacterized. Lineage: Eukaryota; Apusomonadida; Apusomonadidae. The record is from RefSeq and is a predicted model, not a curated record. Bases 1 to 5196 code for a protein of 1731 amino acids. The transcript has 3 exons.